AGGAGGAGGAGUGUGUCUCUGUGUGUCUCUGUGUGUCUCUCACUCUGUCUCACUCUGUCAACACUCCUCACAUCCUCCGCUACAGAGACACGCAGUGAGCAGAGCCGGACGUCGUCGCUUUAACUCUGGAAAAAAGGAAAAGAAAGAGAAACAAUUUCACCAUUUUUUGUUUUUGUUGUUUGACCCACCAUGCUAACGUUAGCAUAGCUAGCUAGCUAGCUAGCAGCUCCAGGUGAAGAGGUUGACUGUCCUUGUCAGCUUGUAGGAACGUGUGCUAUUGAUCUGACAGCUGAGGGGGGUUGUUACUGAUCCCACACAGGACUGUUAGUUAUUAUCAACACAGUGUUGUCUGCUUCAGAUAGCCACUUAGCUGCUACUGCUGUUGUUAGUGAAGCAUCUAAGCUAGCAGGCUGGUGUGUGUUGAAUGGGGGAGGAGCUGUCAGAAGGGUUUUGGGGGCUAGAAUAAGUUCCAGGACGGUGUCAGACAACAUGGUGUUGAGGGGUUGCUGGAAGUCAAGACAUAAAAGCAGCUGUGGACCUGGGCCUUGGUGGGUCCUGGUCUGGCUGUGUGUGACCCAGUCUGUGUGGCUCUCUGGGGCUCUGGGGGAGACCAAGAACGUGGUCCAGAAAGAUGCAGAGUUUGACUUGCUUUACAACGACACGGUGACCAGUGAGAACCAGACCAUCUAUGCUUUCAACCACACCAUCUCCAGGAACAAGACGGAGGGAGUACGUGUGUCUGUGGAUGUGUUGUCACGGGGUUUUGAGAGUCCCAUCCUGUUUGUGGUGAGACAGAAGCAAGCUGUGCUGUCCUUUCAAAUCCCUCUCAUUCUAAGAGGCCUCUACCAGAGGAAGUACCCUUAUAAUCAUGUGGGCCGGACGUUGUGCCAGCCUCCGACCCGGGCCGCCUCUGAGACCCAGUACUUCUUUGUGGACGUGUCCACCCUGUCCAGCCAGGGUACAAACUACCAGCUCAGGGUCAGCCGUGUUGAGAGCUUCACCCUGCAUACGGACAAGAAAUUCAGCUUCACCGCGUCACCAUCCCAACCUCAGUACUUCAAGUAUGUCUUCCCCGAUGGGGUGGACACUGUGAUCGUCAAGGUCAACUCGGACAUGACCUUCCCCUGCUCGGUCAUGUCCAUCCAGGACAUCCAGUGUCCCGUCUAUGACCUCGACAACAACGUGGCCUUCAUUGGGAUGUACCAGACUAUGACCAAAAAAGGCGCAAUCACUGUGCAGAGAAAAGAUUUCCCCAGCAACAGUUUCUAUGUGGUGGUCGUGGUGAAGACGGAGGACGAGGCGUGCGGCGGUCCGCUGCGCUUCUACCCUCUCCGUCCUGACGAGCUCAUCGACGCCGGCAACCGCAGCAAGGUCAUCGACGUGAUUGUCACACCUGCUAUCAAAUCGGAGGUGUAUGUGAUGGGCAUGCUGUUCUGUCUGGGUAUCUUCCUCUCCUUCUACCUGCUCACCUUGCUCAUGGCCUGUGUGGAGAACAAGAGAAUGAAGAAGAGAGAGGUGUUUCAGAUUCCCGCUGACAUGUCGCCUGCCGAGACAGCCUCUCUGCUUGGGAACAACGGAGAUGGCAAAACUGCAGCCUCAGCAUAUGAAUAUGGCUCCUUUCCUGACAACGGCAGCACACUCAGCUCAGAGGCCAUCACGGACAGCGUGGCGUCCACUGACAACAACUACGGAUACAAUGGACAGGAGCCUUUCAAACGUCGCCCAAUCCUCAAUCACCUUCACCACUUAGCCAUCCGUAUCGAGCGAUCGUUGGACAGUGUUGGCCGAAGCCGACACGAGUCCCUGAGCUCUGUGGAGGAGGACGACUACGACACGCUGGAUGACAUCAACUCAGACAAAAACAUCGUCCGCACAAAGAAAUUUCUUUACGUGUCAGACCUGUCCCGCAAAGACAAGAGGAUCCUCAGCAAGAAAUACCAAAUCUACUUCUGGAACAUCGCUACUAUCGCUGUGUUCUACGCGCUGCCAGUCGUCCAGCUGGUCAUCACCUAUCAGACGGUUGUCAAUGUUACAGGAAACCAGGACAUCUGCUUCUACAACUUCCUGUGUGCCCAUCCUCUGGGGGCUCUAAGUGCGUUCAACAACAUCCUCAGCAACGUUGGCUACGUGCUGCUGGGACUCCUCUUCCUCCUCAUCGUCCUCAAAAGAGAUAUCGUCCACCAGCGAGCUCUGUGCCGCAACGAUCUCAACGCGCUGGAAUGUGGUAUCCCAAAGCACUUCGGUCUGUACUACGCCAUGGGAACUGCUCUGAUGAUGGAGGGCUUGCUGAGCGCCUGCUACCACGUCUGUCCAAACUACACCAACUUCCAGUUCGACACCUCCUUCAUGUACAUGAUUGCUGGACUGUGCAUGUUGAAGUUGUAUCAGAAGAGACAUCCAGACAUCAACGCAAGUGCUUACACAGCAUACGCCUGCCUGGCUGGGGUCAUCUUCUUUUCUGUGCUGGGAGUGGUAUUUGGGAAAGGAAACACUGUAUUCUGGAUCGUGUUCUCGGUGAUCCACAUUCUGGCCACGAUGCUCCUCAGCACUCAGCUCUACUACAUGGGCCGAUGGAGGCUGGAUUCCGGGAUCAUGCGCAGGAUGGUGUACAUCAUCUACACAGACUGCAUCAGACAGUGCAGCGGACCGAUGUACAUUGACCGGAUGGUUCUGCUCGUUAUGGGGAACAUCAUCAACUGGUCUCUAGCUGCCUAUGGCCUCAUAGAGAGACCUAAUGACUUUGCCUCCUACCUGUUGGCCAUCGCCAUCUGCAACCUGCUGCUGUACUUUGCCUUUUACAUCAUUAUGAAGCUGCGGAGCGGUGAGAGAAUCCAGUGUCUGCCGUUGGUGAUUAUUCUGUUCACAGCUGUGGUUUGGGGCUUAGCACUGUAUUUCUUCUUCCAGGGUCUCAGCACCUGGCAGAAAACCCCGGCGGAGUCUCGUGAACACAACAGGGACUGCAUCCUGCUUUCGUUCUUUGACGACCACGACAUUUGGCACUUUCUCUCCUCCAUCGCAAUGUUCGGAUCCUUCCUGGUCCUCCUGACCAUGGAUGAUGACCUCGACGCCGUCCAGAGAGACAAGAUCUUCGCCUUCUAGACAUGAAGGAUCUCUUGUGAUGAGCUCGGCUCUUCCUCUCUGCCUUAUCGCCCCCUCGUCUCUCUCUCUCUCCGUUCGCAUCUCUUCUUGUGUUCUAAACGAGCACAUCCAGUAGCCUGUUUUUUCCCUAUGGCUGUACAGCGGGCACCUCUCUGCCCGUCUCAGCCAGUCGGGGAGGAGCGGUAGCCCCUCCCUCCACGUAUAUGGACACACAUGUGCCAAUGAAGAGUCCUGGGUCGACGCCCACGUUGUUUUGUCCACUCGCUGCCAUCAUCAAUAUAACUGUUGUAAUCAAUGUUAACUUCCUGCUGAAGAUAACAACGUACACUCUCGCUAAAUAAAAGAAAAACUAUAAGAAUUAACUUCUUUUAUACUGUCUGCAUUACAUUUGACCUGCAAGUCUGCAAUGCAUUUUGAAAUGUUUUUAUGCUGUUUAUAUGCUGUAUGUGUGUGCGUGUUUACAAACAUAAAUGUGAGAACAUGAACUCUGUCCAGUCUGUCGGUGGCCUUUUAAUGUUCUAAUCAUGCUCUGAUUGGUCCGAUCUGCAAGCUAGCCGUCCUUUCUCAUUGGAGAAUAUUAUAAUAAUACUAAAAAACUAUGAUGAUGAUUGUAUUUACUCCUUGACUGUCCUAGUCUGAAUGCGAAGGUAUUUUCUGCACUGUACUGUAUGGAGGGGAAAAACUGAUUUUAAUGUCAAACAUUGCAAAGAGCGGUUACUGAAUAAAGGUCUCAUUUUCAGAUUCUAA
This is a messenger RNA of Anoplopoma fimbria (sablefish), 3846 nucleotides long. RefSeq names its product SID1 transmembrane family, member 2 (gene sidt2). The record is from RefSeq and is a predicted model, not a curated record. The coding region runs from base 490 to 3099 and encodes 869 amino acids. The transcript has 27 exons. NCBI's taxonomy places the organism in Eukaryota, Metazoa, Chordata, Actinopteri, Perciformes, Anoplopomatidae. Gene Ontology annotation, cellular component: membrane.